Messenger RNA from Thlaspi arvense, 1011 nucleotides. The record is from the annotation of a GenBank genome assembly. Lineage: Eukaryota; Viridiplantae; Streptophyta; Magnoliopsida; Brassicales; Brassicaceae.
AGAAAAAUGACUUUUCUUAAGGCAGCAAUUGUUGUUGCCCUGAUAUUCACUUUCCUCCUCUCACUCGCUUCUUCUGUUCCUUUCAUAGUUCUGCAUGGAAUUGGGGAUAAAUGCAGUAAUGCAGGAGUAAAACAUUUCACAGAGCUUUUAAGUGAUUGGUCUGGUUCUCAAGGAUAUUGCUUGGAGAUUGGGAAUGGCUCAUGGGAUUCAUGGACCAUGCCUCUCCUUGAUCAGACAGCGGUUGUUUGUGAGAAGGUGAAGAGUAUGCCUGAGCUCAGUGACGGUUACAGCAUUGUAGGGCUUUCUCAGGGUAACAUGAUCGGUCGAGCUCUCAUCGAGUUUUGCGAUGCAGCGCCACCUGUUAAGAAUUUCGUAUCGGUAGCGGGUCCUCAUGCUGGCACUGCAUCGAUUCCUUUCUGUGGCGCUACCUGGAUUUGCAUCAUGUUGGACGGUAUGAUCAAAGCAGAGAUCUAUGGCGACUAUAUGCAGGAACAUUUGGCUCCUAGCGGUUUUCUCAAAAUCCCAACUGACAUUGCUGGUUACAUGGAAGGAUGUAGGUUUCUGCCAAAGCUAAACAAUGAGCUUCCGGUUAAAAACUUGACUUAUAAAGAGAGGUUCUCAAGCUUGGAGAAUCUUGUGCUUAUUAUGUUUGAGCACGAUACAAUACUGAUACCUAAAGAGACCUCAUGGUUCGGAUAUUAUCCUGAUGGGUCAUUUAAGGCCAUUCUCCCGCCGCAAGAGACCAAGCUCUAUACCGAGGACUGGAUCGGUUUGAGGACUUUAGACGAAGCGGGAAAAGUGAAGUUCGUGAACGUCUCUGGAAAUCAUCUUCAGAUAUCUCAUGCAGACAUGAAGAAGCAUAUAGUGCCAUACCUCUGUGACAAAGCAUCAUCAUCAUCCAUAACAGUGGCUUCUUCUUCACACCGGUGGCUUCCAAGUGUAGGGAACACGAUUAUGGAUCUGAUUGGUCCGGAAGUGGAUCAGCUUCAGGUUUUGCUGCGUCAUGUCUGA